UAUGUACAAUAAUAUUGGUUUAAUGACUCCUAGAGGUAGUGGUACCUCUGGGUAUGUUUAAAAAAAUUUAGCUCAUAUAAAACCAACAAGAAAGCAAGAUGAAUUUCUUAAAGAAAUUAAGGCUAUGAAAGUUUACAUUACUAUUUAAUAAAAUUUAGGAAAAUGUUAUAUAAGCAAGAAAGAAGGCAAAUCCAGAAAUCAUUUUACAUGAAAUGAAGAGAGAUAUUGAACUCAAAAAAAUUACCUUAUAAGAAGAAUUGGAAGCAAGAGGAAUGGCAGAAGAAGAAAUUUAAUAAAGAGUUUAAAGAUUGGAGGAAAAAUUGAAAGAUAUGCUAAAUAAAGGAGAAUAUCAAUUAGAGUAAUAAAUUAUAUUAAUAUAAUAGUCAUGUUGCAGAUACUCACACUAAAACCUAAAGGAAGGAAGAGUAGGAGAAAAAAAUAGGAGAUGCAUUUGGAAUUGAUAAAGAAUAAUUUAAGCCAGGCACAGCUUUUGAUUUUGAUGCUGAAGAGAAAUCGAGAUUAGAAAAAAAAGUUGAAAGAGAAAUGAGAAAAGCUGAACGUUUAAUUUAAUUAAAGGAAUAGAAGAAAGCAGAAAAAAAGAGAUUAAAAGAGCUUGCACAAUAACAACAACAAAUAAAAGUGGCUUAAGAGGCUGAUGUCAAAAAGGAGGAAAGUCGUAGCAGAAGUAGAAGAAAAGAAAAAAAGUCAAAGAAGCAUAAAAAAUGAGU
This is a messenger RNA of Paramecium pentaurelia, 728 nucleotides long. Lineage: Eukaryota; Ciliophora; Oligohymenophorea; Peniculida; Parameciidae. The record is from the annotation of a GenBank genome assembly.